Messenger RNA from Penicillium subrubescens, 1904 nucleotides. It is a transcript of the gene pex20, whose product is annotated as protein pex20. Lineage: Eukaryota; Fungi; Ascomycota; Eurotiomycetes; Eurotiales; Aspergillaceae. Bases 166 to 1212 code for a protein of 348 amino acids. The record is from RefSeq and is a predicted model, not a curated record. The transcript is spliced from 3 exons.
CGAUGAGUCGCAUCUGCCUUCUCCUUCCUUUGUUGACUUCAUAGAUUCCUUUUUUAUUUUUUUCAUCGUUGCCUCCCUCGCAUCUAAUUCAUCCCGAAACUCCCCUAAUAUCUCGUUGAUUCAUCAUUUGCAAAGUUGUAUCUCGACGACAUUCAACGUGACACCAUGGGUGAUGCACUAUGCGGCCCGUCGAAUGCGCUGCAGAACUUCCAGAAGAAUGCGGCCGUCGACAGAACCUUGCAGCAAGAUCGCUUAAUAUCCAGACAACCAUCGGCUCAGGGAUUCCGAUCGCAAAGCCCGCGGGAUGGAAUCCUGGAUCCCGAAUUCGCCGCGUUUGAAGCCACCCACGGAGGCCCGGCAAAUCUGCCAGACCUGCAGCAUCCAGCUCACUUUGGACCUCCAACACAGCAUGGACACCCAGGCAUGAAUUGGGCGUCGGAUUUCCAAAACCUACAUAUCUCAGGACCCGCGCCACCUCAGUUGCAUGGCCCAUCUAUUGCGCCAGCCCAAGCUGGAUGGCAAAAUGAAUUUAUGAGCCAGCAGCAGCAUCAACAGCCAGCUGCGACACAACGUGUACAGGUACAGCAAUUGGCGAAUCAUACGUUUCAGCCUGCCUUUGCACCAAGCUACCCGAUGUACAAUGCACAAAUGAAUAUCCCCCAAGUUCCACAGCCAGCUCCCGCGGUGAAUGCUGCACCAGCAGAGCAAUUCGACGAGUCUGCUUUCGAGGCUGCGUUUGAGCAAGCUCGAAUCGACAUGGAGGAAUUACCUUGGGAAUUACAAGAAACCGAAACCACCUUGGAGACCGAAAGUCUCGCCACCGAGGAACCCGCCCAACUUGAGCCCGUCGUGCAGGAGCAUGAAGUAAUCAGAAUUGGAGCCGAUGUCACUUUCCCCCAAGAACAGCAGCAAGACACACUCACACGAGACCAAGAUGCGGAUGAUCUUGUACAGACCGCGGCGAACCUUCUCGACAGUCUUCGCCACGAACAAGACCAGAAGUUCAAACAGAGCAACUUCCUAGCACUGAUGCGGCGAAUUCGUGAUCGGGAGGUACGAGUGGAGGGAGACGAAUUGCGCGAAACCGCGCAAUCCCUCCACCCUGGCGGCCGGUAUUACCCAGGCCAGUCCCCUGAACCGAUCAUUCCACACGACAGUACUAGUAAGGAGUCUACCUUUUCCACCGUGCCAGCAACCCCUCAUGCCGUCUGACUGGCCAGACCUUCCACCGGAGAAUAACCUCGAGCACUUUUUGACCGCCGAAGAAGAAUCGCCUCGCCUGGGGACUAACCCGAUUGCCCCGAGUUCGCCGGGAGACAGCAAUGCGCUGUAUGAAGGGUGGAUUCACAGUCAUGGGUUGGUGGACCGGCAGCGUCCGACCUUUUGUUUUCGAGGAGAGCACGAGGUUUGCUCAUGGUGAGCCCAACUUGGGCAAGUGGGUUUUCAUGAUCUAUUCUUAUGUCCCUGGAUCUCUUCUCACGUCCCCUGAUCUAUCUGUAUGGCCUCUGGUCCAUCACUAUGUCCACUGAUUUGUUCUCAUGUUCCCCGAUCUAUUCUUAUGUCCCCGGAUCUGUUCUUAUGGGGAUCUGUUCUUAUGGCCCUGGAUCUAUUCUUAUACCCCCUGAUCUGUUCUCCUGCCACCCUGAUCUAUCAUUAUGUCGAUUGAUCUGUUCUUCUGGCCCCUGAUCUAUUCUUACGGCCAUUGAUCUAUUCUUAUGGCUUCUGAUUUAUCUUUACGGCUUCUGGUUUAUCAUUAUGUCCAUUGAUAUGUUCUUCUGGCCCCUAAUCUGUUCUCAUGUCCCCUGAUCUAACUUUAUGGCAUCUGGCCUAUCAUUACCCUCCCCUGAUCACACAUACUUAGUGAUAUUGAUCUAUCUCAAGAUCUACAUGCAAUAUGAAACGAC